CCCUGCACAUUCAUUCUGUGUUGCAGGCCCACUGUACCGUCCACUGCUGUGUUACACGAGCUCCGUUCCCGUCACAUUACCCUCUACCAGUAUGGCCGCCAAGCUUAUAGUUAUUUUCGCCGCAUGCUUCGCUCUGGCGCAGGCCGGCACGGUGCGUCGUGAGGCGCCCUCGCCGCUGCAGGACCUGGAGAAGCACGCAGCCGAGUUCCAGAAGACGUUCAGCGAGCAGUUGAACGCUUUCACCAACUCCAAGGACACGAAGGAGUUUAACAAGGCGCUGAAGGACGGCUCCGAUACCGUGCUGCAGCAACUGAACUCUCUCGCUUCCACCCUCCAGAAAGCGUUGAACGACGCCAAUGGUAAAGCGAAGGAAGCGCUAGAGCAGACCAAGACCAACCUGGAGCGAGCGGCGGCCGACCUCCGCCAGCGCAACCCCGAAGUGGAGAAGCAGGCCAACAACUUGCGCGAGAAGCUGCAGAGCGCCGUGCAGACCACAGUGCAGGAGACACAGAAGCUGGCGAAGACUGUGGGCGCCAACCUGGAGGAGACGAACAAGAAGUUGGCGCCGCAGAUCAAGGCCGCCUACGACGACUUCGUGAAGCAGGCCGAGGACGUGCAGAAGAAGCUGCACGAGGCGGCCAACAAGCAAUAACACCCACACCCACCCGCCAACCGCCUCCAUAAUACAUGUAUAUAUAUAUAUAUAUUAUUGUAUGAAUAAACAAUAUUAUUAGACAU
Messenger RNA from Achroia grisella, 738 nucleotides. Its product is annotated as apolipophorin-3-like. The coding region runs from base 92 to 652 and encodes 186 amino acids. The record is from RefSeq and is a predicted model, not a curated record. The transcript is spliced from 4 exons. Gene Ontology annotation, molecular function: lipid binding. Gene Ontology annotation, biological process: lipid transport. NCBI's taxonomy places the organism in Eukaryota, Metazoa, Arthropoda, Insecta, Lepidoptera, Pyralidae. Gene Ontology annotation, cellular component: extracellular region.